CGCCGCCGCCACCACCCGCCGUCCUUCGCCAGCUGCCGCCGCCGCAGCCGCAAGACCUGCCCUGUCUCAGCCUCCGCAACUGCGCGGCGUCCACGGCGCCCCACGGCGAGGGCGAGCCAGGGACCCCACCUGCGCUCUCCCUAGUGUGCCCCGCGCCCCGCAUGUGACCCGGCCAGGCCCCAACGAGUGCAUCCCCAGCAGCGCCAGCACGGGGCUGCGCCCACCCGCCCUGCCACCCCGCUCUCCCGCCGGCUUGUCCGGGAUGGCCGCGGCCAAGGCCGAGAUGCAGCUGAUGUCUCCGCUGCAGAUCUCGGACCCGUUCGGCUCUUUUCCUCACUCGCCCACCAUGGACAACUACCCUAAACUGGAGGAGAUGAUGCUGCUGAACAACGGGGCUCCCCAGUUUCUCGGUGCCGCCGGAGCCCCAGAAGGCAGCGGCGGUAGCAGCAGCAACAGCGGGGGCGGUGCAGGUGGAGGGGGCAGCAGCAGCGGCAGCGCCUUCAACCCUCCGGGGGAGCCGGGCGAGCAAUCCUACGAGCACCUGACCGCAGAGUCUUUUCCGGACAUCUCUUUGAAUAACGAGAAGGUGAUGGUGGAAACAAGUUACCCCAGCCAAACCACGCGGCUACCCCCCAUCACCUACACCGGCCGCUUCUCUCUGGAGCCUGCACCCAGCAGUGGCAACACCUUGUGGCCUGAGCCCCUCUUCAGCCUAGUCAGUGGCCUGGUGAGCAUGAGCAACCCACCAGCCUCCUCAUCCUCAGCACCGUCUCCAGCGGCCUCUUCCUCGUCCUCGGCUUCCCAGAGCCCACCCCUGAGCUGUGCAGUGCCGUCAAACGACAGCAGUCCCAUUUACUCCGCCGCGCCCACCUUCCCCACACCCAAUACUGACAUCUUCCCUGAGCCACAGGGCCAGGCCUUCCCAGGCUCUGCCGGCACCGCGCUCCAGUACCCACCUCCGGCCUAUCCUGCUGCUGCCAAAGGUGGCUUCCAAGUUCCCAUGAUCCCCGAUUACCUGUUUCCACAGCAACAGGGAGAUUUGGGCUUGGGCACCCCCGACCAGAAGCCCUUCCAGGGCCUGGAGAGCCGUACCCAGCAACCUUCGCUCACACCGCUCUCUACGAUUAAGGCCUUUGCCACCCAGUCGGGCUCCCAGGACUUAAAGGCUCUCAAUACCACUUACCAGUCGCAGCUCAUCAAACCCAGCCGCAUGCGCAAGUACCCCAACCGGCCCAGCAAGACGCCCCCCCACGAACGCCCCUACGCCUGUCCAGUGGAGUCUUGCGAUCGCCGAUUCUCUCGCUCGGACGAACUUACUCGGCACAUCCGCAUCCACACAGGCCAGAAGCCCUUCCAGUGUCGCAUCUGCAUGCGCAACUUCAGCCGCAGUGACCACCUUACCACGCACAUCCGCACCCACACAGGCGAGAAGCCGUUUGCCUGUGACAUCUGUGGGAGAAAAUUUGCCAGGAGCGAUGAACGCAAGAGGCACACCAAGAUCCACUUGCGACAGAAGGACAAGAAAGCAGAGAAAAGUGUUAUGGCCCCAUCGGCCACCUCCUCCCUCUCUUCCUACUCAUCUCCGGUGGCUACGUCUUACCCGUCCCCCGUCACUACGUCUUACCCAUCCCCAGCUACCACCUCGUACCCAUCUCCUGUGCCCACCUCCUACUCCUCCCCCGGCUCUUCCACCUACCCGUCGCCGGUGCACAGCGGCUUCCCUUCGCCCUCGGUGGCCACCACCUAUGCCUCCCUGCCCCCCGCUUUCCCUUCCCAGGUCAGCAGCUUCCCUUCCUCGGCUGUUACCAACUCCUUCAGCUCCUCCACGGGGCUUUCGGACAUGGCAGCAACCUUUUCUCCCAGGACAAUUGAAAUUUGCUAACCGGGAAAGGGAAAGAAAGGAAAUAGGGAAAAAAAGAAACACAAGACACACAUGGACAGGAGGAUGAGCUGGCCAUAGGAGGAGGCCCUCCUAGGUUGGAUGGAGGUCCUCAGCCGCAUCCUCCGCUCUGCCUAGAGUGGAAGGUCUGCUGGCCAACAACCCUUUCUGCCCACUGCCCUGCCGGGUUCCCGUUCCCUUUGACUUCAGCUGCCUGAAACAGCCAUGUCCAAGUUCUCCACCUCUACACAAAGAACUUGAUUUGCAUGGAUAUUGGAUAAAUCAUUUCAGUAUCAUCUUCAUUGUAUGCCUGACCCCCUGCUCCCUUCAGUGCUAGAAAAUUGAGUUGGCAAAAUGGGGUUUGGGCCCCUCCAAGCCCUGCCCUGCACCCUUGUACAGUGUCUGUGCCAUGGAUUUUGUUUUUCUGGGGUACUCUUGAUGUGAAGAUAAUUUGCAUAUUCUAUUGUAUUAUUUGGAGUUAGGCCCACACCUUGGGAGGGAAAAAAGAAAAGCCAAGCAAACCAGUGGUGAUCCUCUAUUCUGUGAUGAUGCUGUAACAAUAAGUUUGAAGCUUCUUUUCAAACAGCAGUCCUAGGUAUUAACUUGAGCAUGUGUCAGAGUGUUCCGUUAGCCUUUUUGUAAAUAAUUGCUCGACCGUACUCACAUGUGACAAAAUAUGGUUUGGUUUUUCUUUUUCUCUCUUUUUUCCUAUCCUUUUGGUUUAAAAAGUUUCACGUCUUGGUGCCUUUUGUGUGACACGCCUUGCUGAUGGCUUGACAUGUGCAGUUGUGAGGGACGUGCUCACCUCUAGCCUUAAGGAGGGCAGGGAGUGAUGAUCUAGGGGAGGCUUUGGGAGCAAAAUAAGAAAGAGGGCUGUGCUGAGCCUCGGCUCUCCAGGAUGUUAGAAGACAAAUCUAAAACAAAAUCUGAACUCUCAAAAGUCUAUUUUUUUAACUGAAAAUGUAAAUUUAUACAAAUAUUCAGGAGUUGGAACGUUGUAGUUACCUACUGAGUAGGCGGCAAUUUUGUAUGUUAUGAACAUGCAGUUCAUUAUUUUGUGGUUUUAUUUUACUUUGUACUUGUGUUUGCUUAAACAAAGUGACUGUUUGGCUUAUAAACACAUUGAAUGCGCUUUAUUGCCCAUGGGAUAUGUCGUGUAUAUCCUUCGGAAAAAUUAAACGGAAAAUAAAGUA
Chinchilla lanigera (long-tailed chinchilla) is the source of this 3072-nucleotide messenger RNA. RefSeq names its product early growth response 1 (gene Egr1). The record is from RefSeq and is a predicted model, not a curated record. Lineage: Eukaryota; Metazoa; Chordata; Mammalia; Rodentia; Chinchillidae.